Molecule: messenger RNA, 1330 nt
Organism: Serinus canaria (Common canary)
Lineage: Eukaryota; Metazoa; Chordata; Aves; Passeriformes; Fringillidae
Gene: BNIP1
Product: BCL2 interacting protein 1
Exons: 6
Coding region: 221-910 (229 amino acids)
Biological process (GO): retrograde vesicle-mediated transport, Golgi to endoplasmic reticulum
Cellular component (GO): endoplasmic reticulum; SNARE complex
Molecular function (GO): SNAP receptor activity
Source: RefSeq, a predicted model, not a curated record
GGGCACAGCUUGGGCUCGAUGGGUUUCGGAGGUGUUUUAUGACCUCAGCGAUCCUAGAAUUCUGUUGUUCCUCCUUUCGGAGCAGCACAUUCCCUGUCGAGCAGCACACUGCCCGCCAUCGGCCCCGGCCCCGCCACGUCCCCUCAGGCCCGCGCGUCCCCGCCCGCCGCCCGCAGGGGGCGCCCGCGCGCCCGGCCCACCCCGGCCCUGCCCGGCCAAGAUGGCGGCGGCGGCCGCGGCGGUGCCGCUGCGGGUCUGCCACCAGGAAAUCGUCAAGUUCGACCUGGAGAUCAAGGCGGCCGUGCAGGACAUCCGGGACUGCCCGGGGCCGCUCAGCGCCCUCACGGAGCUCAAUGCCGCCGUCAAGGAGAAGUUUCGACACCUCCGCGGCCGCAUCCAGGAGCUGGAGCAGAUGGCCAAGGAGCAGGACAAGGAGUCGGAGAAGCAAGCCUUGCUGCGGGAGGUGGAGAACCACAAGAAGCAAAUGCUCAGCAACCAGGCAGCCUGGAGAAAGGCAAAUCUGGCCUGCAAAAUUGCUAUUGACAACUCUGAGAAGGAUCAGCUGCUGCAGGGAAGAGACAUCUUGAGACAAAGGAAGACCACAAAGGAAAGUCUGGCAGAGAGUGCAAGCAACAUCACAGAGAGUCUGAUGGGCAUCAGCAGGAUGAUGUCCCAGCAGGUGCAGCAGAGUGAGGAGACUGUGCAGACCUUAGCCAAUUCUUCCCGAACCAUCCUGGAAGCAAAUGAGGAAUUCAAGUCCAUGUCUGGCACCAUCCAGCUGGGGAGGAAGCUGAUCACCAAGUACAACCGCCGGGAGCUGACAGACAAGCUGCUCAUCUUCCUGGCCCUCGCCCUCUUCCUGGCCACAGUGCUCUACAUCCUCAAAAAGAGACUCUUCCCAUUUUUGUAAAAUUCCAACAAUCAUUGAACUAUUAAAAAAUAAUCAGAAAGAGAUGGUUGAUAACGGUGGGGCUUUUAAAGGAAAUAAUAAAGGGUUAUUGCAAUAGCUGGAGGAGCAUUAGAGUAGUCAGGAAUUUGUGCUGUCCCCACAGAGCUUGGGAGCUGCCUCAGAAGAGAUUGAUAGAUCAUGCUUGGAAAGAAGAAAUGCCAGUUUGCCUGGGGGUUUGGGGAUCCAGCACUUGAGGGACUGGGCACUCAUAGGUGCCAGUCUGAACUUUCAACCUCUCACUGAUUUCUGCCUUGAAAUGAAGUUUUGUCCUUGGCUUGGACUGGAAGCUGCUCUGACAUCUGUGUGUGACAUGCUGAGAGUAAGAGGAAGGAUGGAAGAGAAAAACUCAACAUUCCAUUAAUAAAAUAUUUAUUGUAUUCA